This is a messenger RNA of Lachancea meyersii CBS 8951, 1335 nucleotides long. Lineage: Eukaryota; Fungi; Ascomycota; Saccharomycetes; Saccharomycetales; Saccharomycetaceae. The record is from the annotation of a GenBank genome assembly.
AUGACCGAAUCUCAAUCCCAUAAAUAUACGAGCGAGGCUGUCGAGACUGUCGAUACUACUGGUGAGAUCGACAAGACUGUUGAAAACGCCGAUGAAGCUGUUGAAACCAUCGACGAUGCACGACAAAGGCGAUACACUCGUUGGAAAAAGAACUCUAAGCUCCUGUACGAGUUUCUCAACACUAACAAUACCAAAUGGCCAUCUUUGACUUGCCAGUUGUUCCCAGACCUGGAUCUCGCGGGCGAUACCCACAGAAUCCUGUUGUCGUCGUUCACCUCAUCGCAAUUGCCCGAGGACGAGUCUCUAUAUGUGGGGAAACUAUCGUCCAUGAAGCAUCUGAGCUGGAGCUCGCUUAACAACUUCGAUAUGGAGGAAAGAGAGUUCAAAAUUGACAACUCACUCAAGCUCCCGCCUAAGAACUUAGUCGAGGACUUGCGAAUCAAGUUUCCGGCCGGUGAUUGCAACAAGGCUCGCUUGAACGUGUCGAAUCCAGACAUUAUAGCUGCUGCGUCGUCGAAUGGGUCGGUCUACGUGUUCGACAAAACAAAGCACGGGUCCGCGCGCCAAAAACUGAUUUCUGGCGCCAUGGGCGACCCAGACUACCAGAUCCACUGCCAGCUCACCACAUCUGUGACUUGUGCUGAGAACGAGGCUAUCAGUUUGGCCUGGAACUGGCAACGUCAAGGUUCACUCGCAACCACUUACGCUGGCGGCCAGGUGUGCGUGUGGGAUCUCCAGAAAUUCCACAAAACGUCUCCGACGCUUGUGGACCCGCAAUUCAAUAUAAUUAUGGACCCCCAAGGGACCAACGACGUUUCGUGGAUGGUCAACCACGACUCUUUGCUAGCGUGCUGCGGAGAGGGCAAUGUUCUACGCGUGCUCGACACAAGAAUCGAUCAACAGAAAGCCGCCUCACAGGCUGUGCCAAACAAACACCACUCGAACGGCAUCAACGUGUGUCAGUUCAACUAUCACAAGGAUCUUCUGCUGUGUUCUGCCGACUCUUCGGGAAAGAUCAACUCGUGGGACAUACGGAAUUUCGAAGAGCCCGUACAGUCGUGGCAACACUGCGACGCGGUUUCGGCACUGCAGUGGAACCCCCAUCAUGCCACCGUGCUCGCCACGGCGAGCCAGAAUGACGGUCUGGUGAAGUUGUGGGAUCUAUCGCAGCCGGACGAUGAGCAGCUUGUCUUCACCCAUGGAGGGCACAUGCUGGGCGUCAACGACAUCUCCUGGGACCUCCACGAUCCGUGGAUGAUGUGCACUGUGUCCAACGACAACUCGGUACAGCUCUGGAGGCCCGCAAGUCAUCUGCUGGCAGCUGUGGGCGGCUAA